Messenger RNA from Labeo rohita (rohu), 7900 nucleotides. RefSeq names its product somatostatin receptor 5 (gene sstr5). The transcript is spliced from 3 exons. Gene Ontology annotation, biological process: cellular response to glucocorticoid stimulus; neuropeptide signaling pathway; regulation of insulin secretion. Gene Ontology annotation, molecular function: neuropeptide binding; somatostatin receptor activity. Gene Ontology annotation, cellular component: neuron projection; membrane. Bases 591 to 1763 code for a protein of 390 amino acids. NCBI's taxonomy places the organism in Eukaryota, Metazoa, Chordata, Actinopteri, Cypriniformes, Cyprinidae. The record is from RefSeq and is a predicted model, not a curated record.
UUAGGAGUUCGUGCAACGGGCAGAUCCAAGCAUGACUAGAAGCGCAGGUCUGAAAAACAGAAACUCGUUUGUGCCGGUGACGUAUGAAGUCCUCUGCUUUGAACCUGUUGCGCGCAGAUGACCAGCCAAACCCACUUCACGGCGAGCGUGAGAAGAGAGCAGCACCUCUCCGCCUCAACCGAGCUGGUCAGUUCAACUAUUUCAAAGAGAAAAAACACUACAAGUGUUUUGGGAGAUUUAUUAGAUGCUUGAGAACAACUAGUUGCUUAAACGGUUGGAUGUUUUAGUCACCCAAAGUUUUUUUUUUCCUCAAGGAAAAGAAUGCGGAUUCUGUGCGCACCGCAACAUAAAUUGUUGUGAACUCUUUUAAACUGGAAUGGGGAUGAAGGUGAUGUGCUGGCUCUUGAUGUUGGAUCUUAGACAAAGAGACAUUCAGUCAUCUAAUCCUUAUUGAUCACUGAAACGGGAAAGAAGAGUCUGAUAAAUUAGUGGAAGCGAUCCUGAAACCCAGAGGAUUAUGCACUGCUUUUGAGCACUUUGGUGACUCAAAAACCAGUGGUUCCUUGCCAAAUCGGUCCCUGUAUCUAAAUAUGGCAACCCAGGGGCCCUCGUGCAACACCUCAAUCUCAGACUAUGCAAACCAGUCCAAUGAAAUCACCAAUAUUUCCCUUCAGCUGAAUGGUAGCUUGAUGGCCGAGGAGGACAGCACAAAGGUCCUGGCCGUAGUCUACCUGGUGGUGUUCGUCGUGGGUUUGACGGGCAACUCUCUGGCCAUUUUCGUAGUCCUGCGCUACACCAAAAUGAAGACGGUCACCAACAUGUACAUCUUAAACUUGGCAGUGGCCGACGAGCUGUACAUCCUGGGACUUCCAUUUCUCACCACCCACAAUGUGCUCGGCUACUGGCCAUUUGGCAACUUCCUCUGUCGUAUUCUGAUGUGGGCAGACUCAAUCAGUCAAUUUACUAGCACAUUCUGUCUGACAGUAAUGAGCAUUGAUCGCUAUAUGGCUGUGGUACAUCCUAUUCGCAGCACGAGGUGGCGGCGACCCAGUGUUGCCAAGGUGAUAAAUAGCAUGGUAUGGGCACUGUCCUGUCUGCUGACACUGCCAGUCAUCAUUUACUGUGACGUUCAGCCGGAGCUCAACACCUGCAACCUGAGCUGGCCUGAACCGCGUGACGUGUGGUCGACAGCUUUCAUUCUCUACACCGCCAUACUAGGUUUCUUCUGCCCACUUCUGGUCAUCUGCCUGUGUUACCUGCUCAUUGUAAUCAAGGUAAAGUCCGCCGGUGCACGAGCAGGACUCUCUAAACGCCGCAGGUCUGAGAAGAAAGUGACAAGAAUGGUGGUGAUCAUCGUGGUGGUGUUCGUCUUUUGCUGGCUGCCGUUCUUCAUCCUCAACAUCCUCAACCUGAUCAGCACCCUCCCAGAGAAUGGCCUUGUCACCGGCGUCUACUUUCUCACUGUCAUCCUGACCUACGUCAACAGCUGCGCCAAUCCGCUGCUCUACGGCUUUCUUUCGGACAACUUCAAGCGGAGCUUCCAGCAAGUGCUGUGCAUCCACAGGGUCAACGGGGUCAGCGACGGUCAACCUGGUCAUGCACGCCUCAGCAGGAACCAACAGAAUGAGGCCUUCUUUCCUCCAAGGAGCUUUGAUUUCAACGACCAUGUCCAGAGCUAUCAAUCCAUUGGUUUGGAGGCCGAACCCUGUGCCAAAACGGAAAUCAACCAACAUGGACCACAAGUGAGCAGCCAGUCCAUAUAGAAGUUGAAAGUUGGCUGGAUUUUUUUUCUCCCCCCUUUUUGUUCUGUUCGAGUCAGUCAUCCAAUUUAUGUCAAUAUGACGUGACUUGUGGUCAAAACAUAUGGCUUUAUAAAGUUAUUGUUGUCUGUUUCUAGAUCAAACACUUUAUGGUGAACAAAGACAAUACAUUUCCAUAUAAAAAUCAAUCUUCAAUGAGAAGAUAUCAGUGAUGUUAUAUAUGAUUGUAAAUAUGUAUUAUAAUGGCAAAUGCCUCAUCAUUUUGUUCAGCAUGACUGAAUGAAACUGGAAAACUGUUCAUCCACAACCUUUGGACCAGUUUGGACAGUUGAGAGAGAAAGUGGCAUCUGCUGUUACAUGUUGAUGGAUCAUUGCUAAUUUGGUGGUGGUUCUGAACAUUUUUACUCUCGAACAAGCUCUCUUGGUGGAUGUCUGGAUUUCAAAGCAGAGUAAUACACAAAACCCAGACGUACAUUUUUCAUAGCAUUUGGUGGAAAUGCCAAACAGGCUAUUUAUUAAAGGCAGAAUGUCUUUACACAAACCUGUUUAUGAUGGAUGAAGAUGUUUCAUAGUUGGAGCUGAAGCAAUGGCCCAGUCAUCCUGAGAGUAGGAAGGAGCUGCACAGGCAGAAACCGAGAUGUUCUUUCUUUAGUUUGGGUUGUUAAGGUGUACCUGUAUUAUGCUACCUUAGUCUUGAUGUUGUUUGUAUCUUUCCUAAUAAACCUGAGCUACGGGAUUACAGUAAGUUGAAACAUGGGGAUCAUGUAAUAUUACUGUAGCAAAAGACAUGCAUGUUAUUUGAUUUAUGUACUGUAUAUAGUAAACAAAGCUGUAAAGUUACCUGCUUUAAACAGAGGUCCAGGCAAAAUGGUAGGAGGGGCUUAUUUAUGUAAACCUGUCAAUCACGCUGUUCACAGUGCUGUAAGUACAUAACCAAGGAUUCAAAAAAUACCUCCAUCUGUUAACACGUCAUAACUUGUUUGAGUUCGUUUUUUAAUUGUAGACAGAUUUUGUUUUAUUCCAGAUUCACCUUUACAUCAUCAGAUUCCUUAUUUGUGUUCAGGGCCAGAAGGUCAGCAGACUUUUCCGUACUUUAUUGGCUUUAGAUUUACAGAGACUGUACUCAUUAAUAGACACUUCUGUAUAUGGGCCAGUUUAGCCAAUUUUCAACUAUAACCCCUGGGAAAGUAUGAAGGAAAACAAAGAGGCACGCAUAAGGGAGAAUACUCACAAGAUAAGUGUACGGACAAAAUGUUACAUGGACAAGACAGUGAACAUAAGCAAAUGAUGUUUCUUCAUCAGAACAGAUUUAGAAGUGAAAAAUGUAGCAUUACAUCACUUGCUCACCAAUGGUUGCGAAUGGGUGCCGUCAGAAUGAGUGUCCCAACAGUUGAUAAAAACAUCACAGUAAUCCACAAGUAAUUCACAAAUAAAAAGUUUGUGUUUGAAAGUUUAUAAAUAAAGAGGAAGCAAUAUUAUGGAUAGACUUGUAUUUUACCUGGAAGCAAUGUUUUGAAGUUAAAAAUAUCUUGAUGUAUUUGUUUUGUUACAAAACAUCGCUUUUCUGUUCACAAGACGUUAAUUGAUGGACUGGAAUCAUGAGCAUUACUUGUGAAUUAUUGUGAUGUUUUUAUCAGCUGGACUCUGAUUCUGACUUAUUUAGCAAGUGAUGUAAUGCUACAUUUCACCAAAUCUGUUCUGACAAAAAGAAAAAAACUCAUCUACAUCUAAGAUGGCCUGAGGGUGAGUACAUUUCCUGCUGAUUUUCAUUUUCGGAUGAGCUAUUUCUCUGAGAAUAACUCAGAGUUUGUAUUUUCUCCAAAUAAAGAAACUGAUUCCGCUGCAUGAUCAGUUCUGGUUUUACGUUAUAUCAUCAUCCAAGUCAGCAGAAGGAUUCAUUGCGUUUUGCUAAAAAAGCACACUGAUCCUUUUCACUUCUUUUCUAAAAUUCUAUGCUGAAAUGAUUCAAAAUGCUUAAAAAAAAAAAAAAGCAAUCUGUAAGAAAGUUCAACAACUGCAAGACAUUUCUAUUAAAUGGUUACUGUUGCACUUUGGACUCUGUAACAGUACUGAAGGCAUGCAAUACCGUGCCCUUUCUGGCACGCAGGCAAAUUCCUGCAAACCUAUAGAUCGUACCGUCUUUACAAGUGCACCUUUUACUCUUUCAUUUUUUCCCUCUCUUAAAAUGUUUCAUUAGGCCGAUUAAUGUUCCUCCGAAUCACUGUUUAUUGUUGAUGUACCAUCAACAGGUUCUGGCCGUUAUUUUUUUCUGGUCAUAUGCUUUCCAGUGUUUGUUUUGAGUUCAGUCACUCAUUUACCACUAGGUUUAGCGGAUUUGUCAAUGUUAGAACCAGCCACAGCCCUGACAAACCAGUUUCAACACUGUGUCGUUCUGCUCUCUACCUCUUUGUCAACACAUCUCUCAAUUUUGCCGUCUCUACCCGUAUGUUGAUGUUGUUUACUGACAAACCCUCUCUCAGGGUGCAGGAGAGUGUUGCAAGUGUCACUUGUCCUUUUUCUAUACGUCCAAACCUGCUGUUUGCAAACACUCAAUGUCAAAGCAGAGGACAGUACCCAGCAUGCACUGAAACAAGUGCUUUAAAUUGAUAUAAUCUGUAUCAGUUCCACAAAUCAGUAAAGAUGCAUCAACAUCAUUAUUCCUCUACGUUUUUAGUAAAAUAAUUCUGUCAGAAAAUGAUUUAUUCCCAGAAGUAAUGAAAUUAUUUUUAAGUGACCAAAUUAGUGAUUCUGUGCACUCACAUGAUUCAUAUGAUCAUUUUUGCAUAACCCCCACAAGCCUGCUAACUAAUAACACAGCAGCAUUCCAAACAGUCAUUUCCUAGCAGUUAAAAUAGAAAAUGUCAUACUGUUUAAUGUUGCCCCUUUCUCAAAAACACAUAAAAUUACACUUAAAUUCAACGCUAAAUUUACAUUCAACAUUCACUCUCCCCAUUGAGUCCCAUACAAAGCGUGCUGGGAAUUACAGAUCCCCUGCUCAGUUUCAGUUCGAACUCAAAAUGAUACAUCUAGCCCCAACAGAAAUUGUGUCCUGUGGACUAAAUGCGAAAAGAUUAAGUUAAGCACUCCAAAACAUUAACUUAUCACGUACACAUAGUAAAACAAAUCUCUGAUGUAUUUUCCCUUUACAUAUCUCUGUGUGAAGUGUUGUUGUUGGUUAGUCCUGUGGUGACAUAAUCUGUGAAAUUAAGUGUUGCUGUGUGAAGCAGAACAGAGAGACUGUGUUGUUUAUAUGGCCGAAUGAAUCACUUACUACCAAAUGAAUAAACAGUCAAUCCAUCAACAGCAGAUGUGAAACACAGAUUUAAGAAAUAGUUCAAUCAAAAAAUGAAAAUCUGCCGAAACUUUUCUCACCCUCAGGCCAUCUAAGAUUAAGAUUUGUUUUUAUAGGUUGUUUCUUCAUCAGAGCAGAUUUGGAGAGAUUCAGUGGAUCCUUUGAAUGGAUGCCGUCAGAAUUGGAGAGUUCAAACAGCUGAUAAAAACAGUUUAAACUACCAUAAAAUAUUUUACUAUUUAACUGUUUUCUGUUUAAAUGCAUUUUAAAAUGUAAUUUAUUCCUGUGAUCAAAGCUAAAUUUUCAACAUCAUUACUCCAGUCUUCAGUGUCACAUGAUCCUUUCAGAAAUCAGUCUAAUAUGCUGAUUUUCUAAUUAAGAAACAUUUGUUAUUAUUAUUAUUAUUAUUAUUAUUAUUAUUAUUAUCAAUAUUUAAAACAGUUGAGUACUUUUUUCAUGAUUCUUUAAUAAAUAGAAAGAUCCAAAGAUCUCUUUUUAUAGAAAUGAAUUAUAGAAAUUAAUACUUUUAUUUAGCAAAGAUGCUUUAAAUUGAUCAAAAGUGAUGAUAAAGACAUUUAUAGUGUAACAUUUCUUUUUUAUUAUUAUUUCAGAUAAAUACUGUUCUUCUUAACUUUCUAUUCCUCAAAGAAGCCUGAAAAAAUUCUACUCAGCUGUUUUCAACAUAACAACAAUAACAGACUUUUUUUGAGCAGCAAAUCAGAAUAUUUAAAUUAUUUCUGAAGGAUCAUGUGAUGCUAAAAAUUCAGCUUUGAAAUCACAGGAAUAAAUUACAUUUAAAAUAUAUUCACAUUUACUGUUUUGCUGUUAUUUGGAUCAAAUAAAUGCAGGCUUGGUGAGCAGAAGAAACUUAUUCAAAAACAUUAAAAAUCUUACUGUUCAAAAACUUUUGACUGGUAGUGUGCUCCUUACAAACACGCAGCUUUUCACAAGAAGUUAAUUGAUGGACUGGAGUGGUGUGGAUUCUUGUGAAGUUUUUAUCAGCAGUUUGGACUCUCACUCUAACGGCACCCAUUCAUUGCAGAGGAUCCACUGGUGAGCAAGUGGUCUAAGGCUAAAUUUCUCCAAAUCUGUUCUGAUGAAGGAACAAACUCAUCUACAUCUUGGCCUCAGGGUGAGUACAUUUUUUGGGUGAACUAUUUCUUUAAGAAUAGCUUAAAGUUUAAAAAGUGGCUUAAAAAAGGAAAUGAUGAAAAAUGCAAAGCUUACAGAUGUAAUAAAGCUGGUGAAUGUGAACUCUCUUUAAAGUAGACGAGGAAACGCCCUGCAAGAGAAAACUGCAUUUUGUUAUCCGAACCCUCUUACACACAAAGGAAGUAAAAACAGCGCUGCUCAGACUCCUGCAAGUCCAGUUGUAGUUGAACUGGUUAAUUUAGUGAUGUGUUAAGCCCCAUUGAUAAUGCAAUUCCAAGUACCAUUCAACAAUUAAGACAUUUUACCUUCCCUUCAUUUCAUUUGAACAGAAAUGGGAUUGUAAGUAAUUUCAGGAAGCUGUUAGCAAAUUGCGUUUGCCUGAAUGGAUUGAAUCGGUAAACCAGUUGAGCCGUCUUACAACUGGCCUUUACCAAAAUCACAUUUGGCAUUCGUUCUCAUGCUGUCGGAUUCACGGUGAACUUUACCUAAAGGUCAGAAGGCUGUAUGUGUCUCAGGUUUCUGUUUCAGUAUUUGUACAGAAUAUCUGAUAUAUGCGUUUUUGACUCUACUAAUCAAAGCAAAGGAUCAAAGAAAAAUUGUUUAUUGUUUAAAAACAUUUAUGCAAAUCGUUCUGAGAAAACUUUGCUGUUUUCCGAGCAGAACUCAAACCCAUUAAUAACAAAGUGGUGUAUGAAGUCAUACAUCAAUAAGCAUGUCCUUCGAAAGCCAUGGCACUUCCUGGAAACAAUUUUCCCCUUUAGGAAAUAAUCCCAUUACACUUCAUCCUGCACUAUUUGGCCAGUGCAUUAAGGUCUACAUACAAGUGAUUAAAUUGUUAUGAAAAAUGACUACUGCACGUUCAGGGUUGGAGGGGUUUGAAAUAGAGCAUUAGAGAGGUAAAAAAAGAACUAAAUUAUCAGCUGCAACAAGAGGUGCAUCCACUUCAAACAAAGAGACUUCAUAUUUAUUUCUGAAGUAAAUGGUCUGACAUGGAAAACAGGAAAGGAACGCUUUUGAUCAUUUGUGACCCUGGGCCAUAAAACCAGUCAUAAGUAACACGGGUGUAUUUGUAGCAAUAGCCAAAAUACAUUGUAGCAGUUUUUCUUUUAUGCCUAAAAUCAUUAGGAUAUUAAGUAAAGAUCAUGAUCCAUGAAGAUAUUUAGCAAAUUUCCUACCAUAAAUAUACCAAAACUUAAUUUUUGAUUAGCAGAACUUCAUUUGGCGUACUUUAAAGGUGAUUUUCUCAGUACUUUGAUUUUUUACACCCUCAUAUUCUAGAUUUGCAAAUAAUUGUAUCUCAGCCAAAUAUUGUCAUAUCCUAACAAUCCUAAUUAUCUAUUCAGCUUUCAGAUGAUAUAUCUUAAUUUCAGAAAAUUGACCCUAAUGACUGAUUUUAUGGUCAAGGGUCACAUUUCUUUUCCAUUUCAGCAAGUACUGAAAGAUAAUAUGCUACUGCUUUUCCCCAAAUAAAAUGUAUUCAAGCAAGCAAAUGUGUUAACAUCCAACUGCAAGUCAAAACACUUGUCUGUUUACCACACUUACUAUUUACACUGUAAUGGAGCCUAUAUAAAUGUAAGCAGAAAAAUGUGUUGUAUGUAAACAUAACUAUCUUUUCAUGGACCUGAACGUGCAGUAUCUGUUGAUUUUAUGUUUGUUGUGCUUGUAAGAAAAGUGAUGUCUUAUAUGUGAGUUUUAG